Messenger RNA from Microstroma glucosiphilum, 3621 nucleotides. RefSeq names its product ARM repeat-containing protein. The transcript is spliced from 2 exons. Gene Ontology annotation, biological process: nuclear-transcribed mRNA catabolic process, nonsense-mediated decay. Gene Ontology annotation, cellular component: exon-exon junction complex; cytoplasm. Bases 1 to 3621 code for a protein of 1206 amino acids. Gene Ontology annotation, molecular function: RNA binding; protein binding. Lineage: Eukaryota; Fungi; Basidiomycota; Exobasidiomycetes; Microstromatales; Microstromataceae. The record is from RefSeq and is a predicted model, not a curated record.
AUGGAAGGGACCACUGGUGCGGCAGCCUCUGCGCCUGAAGAUGGUGCACCAGCGACGGGCAAUGCUGCGACAAUGGCGCUGAAGCCUUCUGCUGAGAGAGACAGAAAGAGGCUAGCACUGCGGGAGAAGAACCUUCUCACAUGGAGAGAUGGUCCCGCUACCCCCUCCGGCUCUCUAGAUAGCAGUAUGAAGAAGAAUACCGGCUUCAUCAAGAGGGUUCGGCAGGGCCUAGGGGUCGAUGCUAAAGCUCAAUUGAUCAAGGAGGCGGCCACCCUGAAUCUGGACAAGUACGUGGACGAAUUGGUCCAAGCUGUGCCAGAAGGAUUGUCAAAGUGUAUUGCCCCCAAAGACUGCAUAGCAGCAGCAGAGAUCCUAACCGAAUUGCACUCGCGCUUCAGCUCCCAGGUCUUUGCCGAGCCUCUUGCGGCCGCCAUGUUGGCUUCACUUGCUCCUCCGAAUCGCUCAGCUCUCCAGGCUCUGCCUGCUGAUCAACGAGAGCGCGAGGAGGCGGCUCGCAUAUCAAGGCAGAGGGUCAAUCUCCGCAUAUCAGCCGAGCUCGCUCUCGUGGAAGUCAUUCAGCUUCAGUCUCAUUCGCUCUCAGGGAGCAAGACGGGAGAGAGUAGUACAGCAGGCAGCAGCACUUCCCCAGGCCAAGAGUGGCUUUUCGUCGUUCUCAAGGAUCUCUUGUCCAGCGACCGAGAGCAUACAAACACAAGCAUUCUCAUCUCCCUCUUGAAAGCUUUCGGUCCCCACCUACUGGGUCCUCCACCAAGCACCGAUCAAAGCAGGCCGGAUGCAUCGGAUGCAGGUGAACCAGGUGGACAGUCAGCAGCAGAACCUGCUCGUCUUUCUGCACAGGAUUCAAUCCCGAGCUCUUCGAUUCUAGUCGACCUCAAUACCGCUAGUCGCUUCCGCAAGCUUUGCGAAACCUACUUUGCAACGCUGUGCAAGCGGAUUGUUCGAGAGCAUGAGCGUCUCCAAGAGCAAGACAGACGUAACCACGAAGCAUACAUCAAGUCGGGAGAAAUCUUCGAGGACCGACAGCAAAAUUAUGAGAAGAUGACUAAAGCCUUCGAGAGAGCACUGGACAGCGGGAAGAGCUUGUCUGAGCUCUUGGGCGUGCCAAUGCCAGAGCUCACGGACUCGUCAAAGUCUGCUUCGACUGGGCUAGCUAUCAACAUGGAUGCGUCUUCAUCACUGCGGAGCAAUGACAGAACGGAAGAGGACUUUGCCGUCGGAAAAUCUCCUUGGGAAGACGACGACACGAGGCGGUUUUACGAAGACAUCCUCGAUCUCAAAGAUGUCAUACCGCCGGCACUCCUUGGAGUGAGCCGUGAGGCGCCGGAAGAUAGGAUGGAGGACAACCUGAUCAGUCCCCAGCUAAGUCCUGCGCUAGAGCAGCGGGAGUUCAAUCCCGUGGGAGGGCAGGAUUCGUCAGCCGCCUCUCCUGAUCUGAAUGUCCGCAAAGGGCCCACUGUUGACGAACAGAUGCAAGCUGGACCUGCUGCGCAGCUCAACGCUCUCCUAGCUCGAUUACCCGACUCGACCAAUCGGGCGCUGAUCGACAGCGCUGCCGUUGACUUUGCUUUGAUGAACUCCAAGGCUGCUAGAAGGCGACUCGUCAAGCAGCUCGCCUCGGUGCCUCGCCAUCGCACUGAUGUGCUCUCUUACUAUGCUCGCUUGGUGGCUACACUAAAUCCUUACAUGCCUGACGUCGGCAAGGGAAUCGUCGAUACGCUAGAUGAAGAAUUUCGCUGGCUGCAGAAGAAGAAGACUACCGAGUUGAGCGAGAGCAGAGUAAAGAAUGCUCGUUUCAUUGCUGAGCUGACCAAAUUCGGUGUCACGCCACUCCACACGAUCUUCCACUGCUUCAAAGUCUGCCUCGAUGACUUCUCCGGACCCAACAUCGAGGUCCUUGCGACCCUCGUGGAGUAUUGUGGUCGAUUUCUCUUGCGUACAGAGGCGACUGCCGAGAGGAUGCGUAGUCUGCUUGAGAUGAUGCGGAGGAAGCGCGCGGCGAAGAACUUGGAUCAUCGACAGGUCCUUCUUCUAGACAACGCAUAUUAUCAGUGCAAUCCACCAGAGCGUAAAGUGGUACAAGUAAAGGAACGCUCUCACAUGGAGCUCUACCUUCGUCAUCUAAUCUACGACGAGCUCAACCGCCGAACGGUGGGCAAGGUCGUCAAGCUACUCCGCAAAAUACAAUGGUCGGAUCCGCAGAUCCAGACGAUCUUGUUCGAACUGUUCACGAGAGUAUGGCGGAUCAAAUUCAGUCACAUCCACCUUUUAGCUGUUCUACUAGCAGAUCUACAGCCUUACCAUCAGGACUUUGUCAUAUCGAUCAUCGAUCAAGUCUGUGAAGACAUCAGGUUUGGCAUGGAGACAAACUUGUUCAAGUUGAACCAGCGCAGGGUCGCCAUGGUCGUCUACCUUGGCGAGCUUUACAAUUAUCGUCUUGUCUCCUCCGGUAUCAUCUUCGAUCAACUGUGGACAUUCAUCACUUUCGGCCAUCCCAAUGGUCGCCCACUGCCGGGCCAAGUCGCAAACAUGGAUGCACCAGACGACUUCUUCCGUCUGCGACUGGUCUGCUCACUAUUGGACUGCUGCGGAAUUUGCUUCGACAAAGGUAGUCUGAGGAAGCGCUUGGAUGAAUAUCUGGCUUUCCUCAAUCUGUACGUCUUGUCGAAAGACCAGCCACUGCCGAUGGACAUUGACUUCAUGCUGUCAGACACGCUGGAGAUUAUCCGCCCUAAGCUUUUGCUCAAGAAAGACUGGGACGAGGCUGCCAGGGUGGCCGACGAGAUCAUGGCACGUCAAAAAGCGAAGGUCAGCGCUAGAACGAGCAAAGCCGAGCCACAGCCACAAGAGAUUCACGAAGAGGAGAGCGACUCCGAUUCUGAUGAUUCCGAUGCAGAUGAUCGCGAGGGUGAGGAAGGAGAAGGCGGUGAACGCAAAAGGGUCAGACCGAGGAACGAAGUCGACCGAGAAGAGGAGGGGAUCGCAGAUGAAGAGGGCAGCGAUUCGGACGACGAGAACGGGAGCAGCGAUGAAGAUUCCGACGCUACCGCAAGAGCAAGUGUCGACGAUGAGGAAGAGGAGGACGAACACAUGGUCAGACGAAAGGCUCAGCAAAGUCAAGCAGAGCUUGAGGCGGAGGAAGAGUUCGCCCGAGAACUCGCCAAGAUGAUGACGGAAGGUCACUCUUCCACCUCCGCUAGCGCUGUAGGCGGCGGUGGCAUUGCCUCUCGCGGCAACCCUUCGCAGCAGUCUCGCUCCCUCUUUGAGCAAGGGCUACCCUUCAUUCGACGCAGUGCCAAUGGCAACGACGCCACGCAGUCUUCAGCAAACGGUGGGAGCGCCAUAGGCGAAGGUCAGAUGCGCUUCGAUCUCCUCACCAAGCGAGGCAAUAAAGUCCAGACGAGUGCUUUGCAUCUUCCCAGCGAUUCGGCAAUUGCGAUUACGACGCGGGAGAAGCAGAUGAAGGAAAUGCAGGAGCGCAAAUUGCUCAAGGAGUACGUGUUGGGGUACGAAGGGAGGGAGGAAUCGGAGGAGAGGAUGGCGCUGGAGCAGAGCCUUGGCAAAAGGGGCUUCAAAGUGAGGCCGGGACAAGGACAGAGGUGA